Messenger RNA from Sorghum bicolor (sorghum), 3477 nucleotides. Its product is annotated as protein DETOXIFICATION 16. Bases 84 to 1547 code for a protein of 487 amino acids. Gene Ontology annotation, molecular function: antiporter activity; xenobiotic transmembrane transporter activity. Gene Ontology annotation, cellular component: membrane. Gene Ontology annotation, biological process: xenobiotic detoxification by transmembrane export across the plasma membrane. The record is from RefSeq and is a predicted model, not a curated record. Lineage: Eukaryota; Viridiplantae; Streptophyta; Magnoliopsida; Poales; Poaceae. The transcript has 9 exons.
CCAAUCAGUAGUAUUAUUAUCUCAAUUCACAAGUCAACUCAAACCCCGGAUUCCGACCCCGCGAGGCCAUCGCGAUCGCGGAAAUGGGUGGCGCUGGCGCCGGCGGGGAGGCGGAGGCGUCCUCGCCUCUCCUCCUGCCCCGCUCCGCUCCACGCCCCGCGGUCGGUGUGGAGGUGCGGCGUCAGGUGGGGCUCGCGGCGCCGCUGGUGGCGUGCAGCCUGCUGCAGUACAGCCUGCAGGUGGUUUCCGUCAUGUUCGCCGGACACCUAGGGGAACUCUCCCUCUCCAGCGCCUCGGUCGCCGCCUCCUUCGCUAACGUCACCGGCUUCAGCGUCCUGGUACGUGCAGUGUUGGGUAUGGGAAGCGCGUUGGAUACCUUUUGUGGACAAUCAUACGGAGCAAGACAAUAUGACAUGCUGGGGACACACAUGCAGAGGGCGAUAAUUGUUCUUAUGCUUACUGGUGUUCCUCUGGCCUUUGUUUUGGCCUUCGCUGGCCAAAUCCUUAUCGCUCUUGGUCAAAAUCCUGAGAUAUCAUCUGAAGCUGGACUGUAUGCUCAGUGGUUGAUUCCUGGUCUUUUCGCAUAUGGUUUGCUUCAGUGCCUUACCAGAUUCCUGCAGACCCAAAAUAUUGUCCAGAUAUUGGUAGCUUGCUCUGGACUUACUUUGCUACUUCACGUUAUGCUAUGCUGGUUGCUGGUUCAAAUUUUUGGCAUUGGCCACAAAGGCGCAGCUUUGGCAACCUCGAUAUCUUACUGGUUCAAUGUGGCAUUGCUAGUGGUGUAUGUGAAAGUCUCUGAAGCUGGCAGAAGAAGUUGGCAUGGAUGGUCAAGGGAAGCACUAAAGUUAAAGGAUGCCAAAGUAUAUCUAAAGCUAGCAAUUCCAUCAACCUUUAUGACCUGCUUGGAGUAUUGGGCAUUUGAGAUGGUGGUUCUCCUAGCGGGAUUUCUUCCAGAUCCAAAACUGGAAACUUCUAUUUUGUCAGUCAGCCUAAACACAAUGUGGAUGGUCUAUACAAUUCCAAGUGGCCUCAGCAGUGCAAUAAGUAUUAGAGUGUCCAAUGAACUAGGUGCUGGGAACCCACAUGCAGCACGGCUAUCAGUUUAUGUUUCAGGAAUCAUGUGCCUAGCUGAGGGCCUUUUUGUAGCUAUCAUCACAGUAUUAGUGCGAGAUGUCUGGGGUUAUUUGUACAGCAAUGAAGAAGACGUAGUGAAGCAUGUAUCGAUUAUGAUGCCAAUUCUUGCUACUUCUGACUUCAUGGAUGGAACACAAUGCACGCUAUCAGGCGCGGCUCGAGGAUGUGGCUGGCAGAAAGUAUGCUCGGUUAUCAAUCUGUUUGCUUACUAUGCUAUUGGUCUCCCUUCAGCUGUUACUUUUGCAUUUAUUCUGAAUAUUGGUGGUAAGGGCCUUUGGCUGGGAAUCAUAUGUGCUAUGGCAGUGCAAAUAUUUGCUUUGGUCGUGAUGAUGCUUCGAACCAACUGGAAUGAAGAGGCUGAAAAGGCCCAAGCUAGAGUUCAGUUUUCAGACGGCAGCAUUACAUUGAUCUGAAUGUCGUCAGUUGUGAUUAUACCACCCUUAAAGUUCACAAUCCGCAGUUCAUAAAAGAUGUGCACUGCAGAGGAACUUUCCAAACAAAGUUUGCCAAUUUUGGCUUUGGUGGGAGUAGAUGGAAGAAAAUCCAGGAAAACAGAAAUUGAAGUCAUAAAAACAUGUAAAAUAUAGCAGCAACAAGGCUUUUCUUUAUGUCUCCCCCCUCUUUCCCAGAUCGUAUAGUUAUGGUUCACGAUUAUUUAAAGGCAGACAGUACACAUCAUUAAUUUACUAUUAUGAUGCAUUGUUUUACCUAACCCAUUGUCCUUUCCUUAAGGAGGUUACUCUGCUAGUGUAGCUUCGAUCUUAAAGAAAGCAUUCAAGCAUCUGAUGUAACAGUCCAUCAUGCUUUAGUUGUUGAUACGGAUCUCUCGGUUAUACAUAUAGAAUGAAAAGGAGAAAGAUUUAGGCAAAAAAAAUUGAGAAGGUGCACCAUUUCACUAUAAUAUGCCCACGUUCUUUGGGAGCUGUAUUGUGGACUUUUGUUUAAUAAAGGUGGGAUUUUUGUGUUUCAACAACGCAAUGAAAUCACCGACCCUGUGUAUUCCCACACAUUUUACUGAACCAAAAAUAAUAAGAAAAUGAUGUGCUACCUGACCAAAGAAUUUUGAAGAGAAUUCUUGAAACAUCACUGUUUUGAGUGAUAAUGAUAGGGCCACAGUACUGGUGUGAAGUAGUAUGAACAAUGUAACCUUAGAUAUAUAUUUGUCUCACACGUUCGUCCCCCCUGCUGCACAGAAGUCUCCAGCACGUAAAGCAGUAUCCAAGUCAGAGCUUCCAAUGGAUAGCAUCAUUACCAACCUUGGAUAACAUACAGGACAAAAAACAACAUGCACAAAUUACCUGCCCUAAUCGAUAGCCUCCAAAAGCUGCAUUUGCUCUAAUGCUUAGGUCUAUCUCAAAAUAUUGUCAAAGGGGUGAACCUGACAAAAGCAGAGACAACGAUCUCUGACCAAGAAAGUUGCAUAUUGGUGAAUUCGUAUUUUCAACGAGUGCAUUCAUUUUCAGUUGAACAGCUGCAUUUCGUUCUGAGGACCAUUGUGUUUUUGGCCAAACAGACAACGAUGCUUUUGCUGAUGUUCUCCAUUGCCGUCAUUUAGCCAUCCUAAUUCCUAACUCAGGAUUUCAGAUUCAACUUGUAGUGAAAUAAUGAAGCUCCAGCCUUUAUAUGCAUAAAAAGUUAGAGCAUACAUUAUAGCGGAAACACAGUUUUUCUUGAAUGUACAGGUGACUGGAAUAGUUGAUCUUGUAGUUGUAGCUCUACAUGAGUCCUUGGGUUCAAGGCAGUACGCAGCAGCUCCAAGCUUGACGCCCUGGAUCUGGUAGGACUGAACUAUCAUCCUAAAAGCAGGGUACUUGGCUUACAUGUGAGUUCUUGGAGUACGUUUCUUUGUGGCUUCUGCAGCUCAAUGAUGGCAUCGUGAAAGGCGAGGAAGCAACAGAAGUUUGGUAGCUCUGGAAGUGGAGGGUGUCGUGGACGCUGAGCUGUUUCCAGAUCUGAAAUACUCCACCAUGCUGACCGUCUGGGUUAAUCAUUCUCAUCUGAAAUAUAUUUACUACCCCAUCCAUUCCAAAUCAUUACUCAUUUGACUUUUAUAAAUCCCUAGUUUUUAUAAUCUCUCUUAGACAUAGAGUAUAUUUUUUUGCUAUAUGCUACUUGGAAAUGCCAAAGAUGGAGCAAUCAAACUUUCCUGCGACGCUUCAGGAGUUGCAUCGCCAGGGAUGAUGCUUCUUGCUUCAGGAUGCUGCCAUGGUCGGUUGCGUGGGCGUUUUCCGGAGCUGAUCGAUGGCAUGCUAUCUCGUCUGAUUGUCACGUUUUUGUAGGAGUAGAUAAUAAUCUCUGGUUGGCUCAGAGGGAAAAGAAAUGACUCCCCUUUCGGUUGGUUUA